AAAAAUCACCACCCAUUCAUCACCCGGCGCCUACUCCACGACUCCGACUCUCUUUUCCCCUCAAAUUUCCACUGCAAGCUAAAAAAAAAAAACCAACCCCCCCCCCCCCAGAAAAAAAACCAAAACCAAGCAGCGGUCAUGCUCUCUCAUCCAUCAGAAGCAAUAUGACACAAGCCUCCGACCAUAGCUACACGCCUUCGUUCACCGUGAGGAAAUCCCCUGGAGCUGGACAAGGAGCUUUUGCAGUCCGGGAGAUCACGGCCGGGACGGUAAUACUGCGGGCUGACAAGUUGACGGCGCAUGUUAUCCUCAGGGAGUAUCGUGGCGAGGUGUGCUGGGAAUGCUUCGCCUACGAUCGCGGCAGAAAGUUGGUCCUGCGUGACCAGACCCGUGGCUUUACGUUCUGCUCACAGCGGUGCGAGUCGGUAUUCUUGAAGCGAGGCAACGAUGGCGUCUGCCUAGAGGCAUGGGCCGCGGUGGAGAAAUCGUCCAAGCUAAAAUCGCGAGCACCAGAGGACGGGGCAGAGGAGGGGACCAACAACAUGACACAGGGCGACAAGAAGCCUACAGCUGUGGACAUCGACGAUGCCUGGCAUGCUGCAGCACCUUCGGCUGCGUCCAUCGUGGAGGCCCGUGCCAGGGGGCCACAAGCAGCCAAGGUGCACAAGAGAGCACUGCAGCAAGCACUGUCGAGCCCGCCACCCCCAGAUAUCCUCAAUUUCCAGACGCACGCGAUCCUGACCCAAUACACUGACCCGGUUUCCUGGGAAUCCAUCCUAUCCCUGGCCCACGAGCCUUGUCCGUACGCGUCGUGGCAGGAGCUGGAUCAUCAUAUCAAGUCAUAUCUGCACCUCCUGGCAAUCUUACCAGAGACACUGCUGCCCCUGACCAAUGAUCAGACACUACGUACCAUCAAGUGCCGCGAGGUGCACAACAGCUUCGGCAUUCGGUCUCUGGAGGACGGGGGCUCUGAGUUCUUCGGCUUUGGCGUGUGGCCCUGCGCCAGCUACUUCAACCACAGCUGCCUCCCAAAUGUGACCAGGCGCAGGGUCGGGAGGACAUGGGUUUUCCAGGCGAGAGGUGAUGUCCGGGACGGCCAGGAGCUGUACAUCUCGUACCUGAAUGGGGAAGAAGACACUCUGGCUACAGCUGAGCGGCGGGCCAGGUUGAGAAAGCACUGGGGCUUCGAAUGUGCCUGUGAGAGGUGUCGUGGAGCGGUGUAA
Cryphonectria parasitica EP155 is the source of this 1223-nucleotide messenger RNA. RefSeq names its product SET domain-containing protein. The coding region runs from base 165 to 1223 and encodes 352 amino acids. Gene Ontology annotation, cellular component: nucleus. The transcript has a single exon. Lineage: Eukaryota; Fungi; Ascomycota; Sordariomycetes; Diaporthales; Cryphonectriaceae. The record is from RefSeq and is a predicted model, not a curated record. Gene Ontology annotation, molecular function: protein binding.